UACCUUUCUCCCCCCGGUUUAUUUCUCCAUCGAUUCUUUUCUUCAAUCCGUUCACCAUGUCUUCCUCUCUCGAGCAGCUCAAGGCGACCGGCACCGUUGUCGUCUGUGACUCUGGUGACUUUGCCACUAUCGGCAAGUACAAGCCUCAGGAUGCCACCACCAACCCUUCUUUGAUCCUGGCUGCGUCCAAGAAGCCCGAGUACGCUAGCCUGAUCGACUCGGCUGUCGAGUUUGGCAAGAAGCAGGGCAAGACUGUCGAUGAGCAGGUCGAUGCCACCCUUGACCGUCUCCUGGUUGAGUUCGGCAAGGAGAUUCUCAAAAUCAUCCCCGGCAAGGUCUCCACCGAGGUCGACGCUCGCUUCUCCUUUGACACCGAGGCCUCGGUCAACAAGGCCCUUCACAUCAUCAAGCUCUACGAGGAAGUCGGCAUCUCCAAGGACCGCAUCCUGAUCAAGAUCGCCUCCACCUGGGAGGGCAUCAAGGCCGCCCACAUCCUGCAGUCCCAGCACGGCAUCAACUGCAACCUGACCCUGAUGUUCUCUCUGGUGCAGGCCAUUGCCGCCGCCGAGGCCGGUGCCUUCCUCAUCUCCCCCUUUGUCGGCCGUAUCCUGGACUGGUACAAGGCCGCCCACAAGCGCGACUACACCGCCCAGGAGGACCCCGGUGUCAAGUCCGUGCAGAGCAUCUACAACUACUACAAGAAGUACGGCUACAACACCAUCGUCAUGGGUGCUUCGUUCCGUAACUCUGGCGAGAUCACCGAGUUGGCCGGCUGUGACUACCUGACCAUUGCUCCCUCCCUGCUUGAGGAGCUGUUCAACUCCACUGCCGCCGUGCCCAAGAAGCUGGACGCCGCCGCCGCCACCACCCUGGACAUCCCCAAGCGCAGCUACCUCAACGACGAGGCGCUCUUCCGCUUCGACUUCAACGAGGAGGCCAUGGCCGUCGAGAAGCUCCGCGAGGGUAUCUCCAAGUUCGCCGCCGAUGCCGUGACCCUCAAGGAGAUCCUCAAGGCCAAGAUUGUGGCCUAAAUUAUGACAUAAUGGGGCGUUAAUAUAUUAUAAAAAAAAAAAAGGAAGAA
Messenger RNA from Penicilliopsis zonata CBS 506.65, 1081 nucleotides. RefSeq lists its product as hypothetical. The record is from RefSeq and is a predicted model, not a curated record. Bases 57 to 1031 code for a protein of 324 amino acids. Gene Ontology annotation, biological process: pentose-phosphate shunt; carbohydrate metabolic process; pentose-phosphate shunt, non-oxidative branch. Gene Ontology annotation, molecular function: transaldolase activity. The transcript is spliced from 7 exons. Lineage: Eukaryota; Fungi; Ascomycota; Eurotiomycetes; Eurotiales; Aspergillaceae. Gene Ontology annotation, cellular component: intracellular anatomical structure; cytoplasm.